Fomitopsis serialis is the source of this 1781-nucleotide messenger RNA. RefSeq names its product MBOAT-domain-containing protein. Gene Ontology annotation, cellular component: endoplasmic reticulum. The record is from RefSeq and is a predicted model, not a curated record. The transcript has 12 exons. Gene Ontology annotation, biological process: GPI anchor biosynthetic process. Lineage: Eukaryota; Fungi; Basidiomycota; Agaricomycetes; Polyporales; Fomitopsidaceae. The coding region runs from base 137 to 1630 and encodes 497 amino acids.
CCCUACCUUCACAGCUUCAUUUGCUUUCAAAGCUGCGAUUCGAUUCCACCCCUUCGUUGAAGAGUUCCUCUGGGAUAUCUUUGGGUUUGAUGCUCGGGAACCGUUGAAUAGGAUCCAAACCUGGACACACCGCCUGAUGCUGGGAGUCGUCGCCCAGAUGCCUACUGACUUGCGUCGACAUGAAUCGACAUUCGAGCUAGAGACCGACCACGAAGCUUCAAGUAAACGGUCAGGAAUCAUCAAGUUGUCCAUUGACAUUCCCUCCUCGCAUCGUCCGCAAGUCGCAGCAGAGUCGCAUCCACCACCGAGAUGGCGGACACCGGAGUUCAUCUUAUAUGGGCUCGUAUUCUGCGUGGUGGUCCCUAUGCUGGCCUGGGUUCCCAUCAGUCUGAGCUCAUCGUCGCAUCCAAACUACAAUACGUAUCGUCGACGCCUACAGCCGGGCUGGCUCUUCGGUCGACAGCUGGACAACAGCGAUGCACAGUACCGCUCGUUCCGCAAUAAUAUCCCAUCACUUAUUCUCCUAGCCUCUGCGUUCAUCGGACUAAAGCAUCUCUACACCAUCGUGCUUCGUCGUUCUCGCGAUACCCAGCAAACCAGUCGAUCUUACUUAAUACCCUACUUGUUCACGUUCUCCCUGCUCAUGCUCGCCGGCCUCCACGGCACGAGCAUGUUCAAGAUUCUCCUGAUCGUCUCCGGCAACUACGCUAUCGCAAAACUCGCGAAGGGGUCGAAACUGAACCCUUUGCUGACUUGGGUCUUCAAUGCAGCCGUUCUGUUUGCGAAUGAGCAGAACGAGGGCUACCGCUUUGGAGCUCUUCAUCCGUCCCUCGAAUAUCUGGACUCUGUCCCGGGUAUUUACCCUCGAUGGCAUGUCAGCUUCAAUAUCACAAUGUUGCGGCUCGUCUCGUUCAAUAUGGACUACUACUGGGCCUGCAACAAAGUCGGUCCAUCUGACACGUAUUCUUACAUGAACUACAUCGCAUACGUGCUGUACCCGCCACUGUACAUCGCAGGCCCGAUCAUGGCGUUCAACGACUUCAUGUGGCAGGACACAAAGGCCUGGGGCGGGGACACCGCGGCGCAAUUGUGCAUGAUCGCUCCUGAUACCUGGCGGUUCUUCCGCCUGUGGGCCCUGAACAUGGUUCGGUGCAUGGCGAAAACUAUCAACGUUCGGGUUCUGGAGAGCGUGGCACGGAGCUACAAUCUAUGGAUCAUCCGGAACGAAGAAGUGGCCUUCACAUCGCUGCUCAUCUUCUCGUUCGUCGCUUUGUGGCACGACCUUUCAUUCCGUCUGCUGGCAUGGGGCUGGCUCGUCACGCUGUUCAUCAUCCCCGAGUUGAUCGCUCGUUAUAUCCUACAUCCACUAAGGUAUUACGGAAGCAGGCCAUGGUACAGGCAUGUCUGCGCCAUCGGUGCGGUGUUCAACAUCCUCAUGAUGAUGGCGGCGAACCUGGUGGGCUUCGUUAUCGGGACUGACGGGGUCUCGUACAUGCUACAACAACUGCUUGGUACGACGGAAGGCGUCCAGUUCCUACUGUUCGCGUGUGCUUGCUUGUUCAUCGGUGCACAGGUGAUGUUCGAGUAUAGGGAAGAGGAGUUGCGCCAGGGUAUUGUGCGACGCUGUUGACAGAGGCUAUAGACAUGCCUCAGAAGUGCUAUACACUCGCAACGGACCAGCGGGUUCGACAUGUUUCCCGAGCCGGCAACCCCGGUCAUCAUUGUGUCAUAGCCACCAUGGGAUACUGGGAAAAGGAUCGCCAUCAAUUACGACGGCCGUG